CACAACAAAGCAGAGCCCGCCUUUCCUCUCCUCCGCAUCUUUGCAAAGUUACACUUUAGUUGCGACACCCUGUUGCUGUGAGACGGGCCCGGAGGGGCACCUGUUCCUUUCCUGCCUCUUCCUUGCGAGCCAGUCCUCCUUGGCAAAAACAUGGCAAGCAUUCAAGACCUCCCCGACGACGUUUUGCUGGCGGUGUUAUGCCUGCUCCCGAUCAACGAGCUGAUCUGGAAUUGCCAGCUGGUUUGCUCGCGGUGGCGAGAUAUCCUGCACAGCCCUUUCCUGUGGAAGCGCAAGUACCAGGAAGAGGACGCCGACCUGAAGAUGCCAAAGACCUUCUACAUUUUCUGCCACUUGGAGAAGAACUUAAUCAAGAACCCUUGUGGCGAAGAGGGAUUACACUUCUGGGAUACGGCCACACCCUCCAACGGGCAGUGGAAAGUUAAAGAUGUUUUUGAAAAAGACUCAGCAAAGCUGCAGGCCUGGGACUUCCUUCAGAGGAAUAUUUAUAUAAAAGACGAGUGGAUACCCUAUCAAGAAGUUGAAAAAUGCUUUGCUGCGUACAACGGGCUCUGCACAAAGUCUCAGCUCAUCACGUUGAAGGAUGAAGGUUACUGGGAUCAGCUGAUGGAUGACGGGAGACCCACAAUUGUGGUGAAGGAUUGGUUUUUUAGCAGCUUCAACAGCCAUUACAAGUUGUGUGUGAAGCUGUUGUCCGAGGAUUUCCAGGUCAUCCGGGAGUAUGACUCCGGGGAUAAAUACAAAUACGACUCGGAGUACAACGACGAAUGGCGCCAGGCCUCGCACGCUUUCCACAACGUCCCUCCGGGAAUCCGUCACAUCUUCUUCCAGCACCAAGGCCAGCAUUUCAACUGGCAGCAAUCGAGCUGUGGCACCAAACUAAUGAAGUGCUUGAAGAUGGCCAAAGAGAGGGGGAAGUCCCAAAGGAUGAGGAUUACCAAAACGAGCGUCACCAUUGGACCGUUUUCCCUAGACAAAACCAUGCACCACAGACACGGCCGAGACAUUAGACACUGUCACUUCGGCCAAUGUCCCUGCCGGGGGAACUACGUCCAUUGGUCACUUGCGCCAAAGUGCAAAUUGGGUGCUUACCACUGACCAGGGUUCAAACAGCCUCUGCUCUUCUGAAGCCGCCUACGACAGAGCAGGCCCAGAGGCAAGUUCUUGCAAACCUUUUCCUCUCCCCCCGCACCCCAAGAAAAAUUAAAAGUGAAGUAGUGGUACCAGAAACAGGGUGAAGUGGCCCAGAGGUAGCUAUUUCCUUCUCCUUCCCUCUGCAAUAAAGGGCAUUUUUUAAAAGAAAGCACGCCCAGAAUCCAGACCGUACGACAGGAUGGACUUUAUUGGGCGCCACAAUAUAUAUAUAUAUAUAUAAAUAUAUAUAUAUUAGACUACCACGAGGCAUCGAAACACAAAAACCAUUUGUGCAGUUGGCUUGCAAUGUCUACCGUCGGGAAAACUACUGCCUCCAAAGCUUUCGAACGCUUCACCGUUAACGUUUUGCUCUGCCCCACCCACCCCAAGUGCACAAGGAGUAAGAACACAAGCAAAAAUAGUGGGGAACAGGUGGAACAAAUUCUUUUUUUUUUUUCCCCUCCAAAAGGGUCUGUUUUUUUCUUCCACCGUCUUUGCAAAAAUGUUGUAACGUUCUGUGUUAAGUACUUUAUUGUCCCUGCUAUGUUGUGACACAACGGCCUGGAUAAUAAAACCU
Molecule: messenger RNA, 1729 nt
Organism: Pseudonaja textilis
Lineage: Eukaryota; Metazoa; Chordata; Lepidosauria; Squamata; Elapidae
Source: RefSeq, a predicted model, not a curated record